Messenger RNA from Ruditapes philippinarum (Manila clam), 3476 nucleotides. RefSeq names its product poly [ADP-ribose] polymerase 2-like. The record is from RefSeq and is a predicted model, not a curated record. NCBI's taxonomy places the organism in Eukaryota, Metazoa, Mollusca, Bivalvia, Venerida, Veneridae. Gene Ontology annotation, molecular function: NAD+ poly-ADP-ribosyltransferase activity; zinc ion binding. The coding region runs from base 27 to 2033 and encodes 668 amino acids. The transcript is spliced from 16 exons.
AUUUUGAACUGAGUAAUGGAAUCAAGAUGGCUGUUAACUUUGAAAAGAAUGUGCAGAAAAAUAAGAAAACGGGCUGGGAAAGACCUAUCCGAAUAGCUGUGAAAGAUGAUUCUGAUACUUUGUACUAUGUGUGGCAAUGGGAAGACGAGAAAGGAAACAUGAAUCCUUACGGUGUGAAGAAUACACUUGAGCUAGAGACUGCUCAUAAACAAAUGAAAGAUAGUGUGACAAUAGAGGCAUGUAGUAGAUCAUACAGUGUUGAUAUACAGAACAUGGAACAGAAAAAUACUGUCACUGAUGUCUCAAGGAAGGUCUUUAGAGAACAGUCAAAUGCAAUAAAAGCAGAUCCUGGUGCCCCAGAGCCAGUUGCUACAACUUCUAGUGCCGACACUCCUAAGAAGGCUACAAAAGGAUCAACUGGAGCAGGUAAAUCAGGUGGGAAAGUGAAAGCCGAGCCUGAUGAUGAAGUGGAAACGAAAGCAGCAAAAUCUGGUGGCGGAAAAUCUGGCAGUAAAACGAAAUCUGGAGCGAAGGAGAGGCCUGCGGUGAAGUCGAUUGUGUUGUCUGGUAAGGCACCUGUCGAUGCAGAGUGUACUUCAUUGGUUGGAAAAGCUCAUGUAUACUAUGAGGGGAAAGAUGUGUAUGAUUGUAUGUUGAAUCAGACAAAUGUCUCGAACAACAACAACAAGUAUUUCAUCAUACAGCUGUUGGAAGCAGAUGACAAGAAGAUGUAUUACACAUGGUUCAGGUGGGGUAGAGUUGGCUAUUCCGGCAGUAACAAUCUUAUACCAUGUGGUGCGAGCCUUGACGCUGCCAAAAAACACUUCUUUAAAAAGUUUAAAGAUAAGACACUAAAUGACUGGGCCAAUAGGAAACAUUUUGUGAAGCACCCGGGUAAAUAUGACCAGCUUGAAAUGGACUAUGGUGUGAAGGAUGCAGUUGAUGCACCAGAAUUAAAAAAGAAGAAAAGUGAAGGAAAAGUUCCUGAUUCCAAACUUGACAAACGGUUACAGUCACUGGUAGAUUUGAUCUGUGAUGUAAAAUCAAUGGAAGAAGCUGUCAUGGAAAUGCAGUAUGAUGCCAAGAAAGCUCCUCUAGGUAAACUAACAGCUGACCAGAUAAAGGCCGGGUACAAGGCGCUGAAGAAGAUAGAUGCAUGCAUAGAGAAGAAAGAUUUUGGUUCAACGUUAAACAACGCCUGUGAUGAGUUUUAUACUAGAAUACCUCAUGACUUUGGUAUGAAACCCCCUACAAAGAUAAAUACUAAAGAACAAGUAAAACAAAAAAUAGCUUUGUUAGAGGCACUUGUUGACAUUGAGAUUGCAAUUAAGAUGUUGAAGGAAGGAGAUUACUCAGAGAAUCCUGUAGAUCGCCAUUAUCACUCAUUAAAAUGCGAUAUAGAACCAUUAGAUCACAAGUCAGAGGAAUUUAAGCUUGUGGAGACAUACCUACAAAAUACUCAUGCUAAGACACAUAAUCAGUACAAAAUGAAACUCGUCGAAGUAUUUGAUGUGUCCAAACACGGUGAAAAAGAACAUUUUAAUGAUGUCGGAAACAGGCUUUUGUUAUGGCAUGGUUCACGACUUACAAACUGGGCAGGAAUUUUGAGUCAAGGCCUCCGUAUUGCUCCACCAGAGGCACCUGUCACUGGUUAUAUGUUUGGAAAGGGAGUGUAUUUUGCUGACAUGUCAAGUAAAAGUGCCAAUUACUGUUUUGCAACAAGAGCCAAGAAUACUGGAUUAAUGUUGCUUUGUGAUGUUGCCCUUGGAAACACGAAUGAUCUCUUGGCUGCUGACUACAAAGCUGAUAAACUUCCAGCAGGUAAACACAGUGUAAAAGGUGCUGGCAAAAUAGCCCCUGAUCCAAGUCACGUCACUAAAACACCGGAUGGAGCAGUUGUGCCCUGGGGUAAGGCCAAAGAUACAGGAGUUACCAACCCUAAAGGUUACACAUUGAACUAUAAUGAGUUUAUAGUCUAUGAUACCAGGCAGAUUAAGAUGAAAUAUCUUCUUAAAAUAGACUUCAAAUUCUAGAUGAAAAAAAAAACACUUGUCAGAAGAUUUUAAAAAUAGGGAGUUUUUCUGUAGAAGAUGAAAAAUUGACAUAAAGGACCAAGUUUGUGGACAGUUUUAGCAAAUGUAGAAGUUCUUAGAUCAUGUGUAAAAAAAUCUUAACAUUUAACUUUUUAAAAAGUAGAUGAUUAUAUUAGUUGUUAAUUUUACUAAUACAAGAUUUUGUUUUGAUGUCAAAGUUUGUUUGUUUAAAGCUUAGGCUGUUUGUAGUAUGUAUAAGGGCAGCAAAUUGUUAAGUCGUUACAAGGAGAGUAAUUGCGAUCAUAAUGAUGUGAUGCUGAAAAAAUUUACGAUAAACAAAGUGAGAUAACUUCAGAUUAGUCAUUUUCCUUGGUUAUGUGAUGUUGUUAAAAUUAACAAUAAUUAUGAUAAACUGAGGUAAGUCAGAUAAGGAGUGUUGAUGUGCCACAAAGUUCAAUUUAGUUUUGAUACUGUAUCUGUAUUUUUUCUAUGUUAAGUUAAAUGGUUGUGAUGUAGUUUUUUUCCCAUUAGCAUUUGCAUUUGUUUCUGCAUUUGUGUACACAUCUUUUGGUAGGAGCACAUAGUAAUGUGGUAGUAUUAAUGUUGAAGGUGAUUUAGAGCUGCAUUAAUGAAACCCAUAAUACUCGUUCUAACAUUAGAAAACGUUCCAAAUUCAUAGCAGUUCAAAUCAGUUACAUAAAAUCAGCAGGAUAAGGGUUGGUUGGAAAUUUAUAAACAUCAUUCUUUCAGUUUAGUUAGUGUUGUAAUUAGAUGUUUUUAUUGAUAUCCAAAACACAGUCACUUUCUGCCUAUAGUACAAUAUAGCUUUGUACCCCUCUGUUAUUAUGAUAACAUUUUCCUUAAAGGGACUUCAUUGCAGUUUUUUUCACAUGACGGGACUGGAUAUAAUUUAGCCAGAUUAAUGUUCCAUUUCAUGAAGGUCUAGAUCAGUAACUUGUGUGCAAAAUUUCAGCUCAUUCGCUCAUUCUGUUUUUCCAGAGUAAUAUUAAUUCUAAUUGUGAAAAAUGAUCUAAAAUUGAAAAGCAAUGCAAUGCUUUUCCCCUCAAAUCGGACCGAGAACAAAAAUACUAUAUUCAGUAUAUUUCUGAGUAUAUUUCUUAAUAACCUUUUACAAAUAUUUCUGUUUUAAGUGUCCCUGCUGAUAAAUGUAAGAAAUUCAAAUUUUAUGUUUUUAGACGUUUGAACCUGAGUGGAGUUCCUUUAAUACUUGGAUCUGGGAUAAUAGAUAACAUUUCAUCUGUUUCACAUUUUGUUAGGCUUUUUUUUCUCUGUUAAGAAUUUCAUUUUGUAUUAAUUUCAUUUUGCAAGUUUAAAUCUUUGAUUUAACUUCUUGAUAUUAAUAAAACUCUUGAAAACAGUAUGUGUUAUUUUUUAAGCAGAGGUGAGGUACUUAGAAAAAUGAAUAAAAAUCAUAAACUAUGA